GAUUGAGACGGACGAGAGAAACUGCUCUCGCUCCCUCUUUCUCUCUCUCUCUCUCGGAUUUUGUUUUCGUGGCUGUUUUGUUUCUGCAGAAUUUUGAUCUAUUUUGGAAUUGCAUGUGUACUUUGUUAUGUUAGUGUUUCAUACUGCAGGAGCACCAUUUUCGCGAUUCGGGAUUUGUCUCCGAUUGGGAGUUGGAUAGGUUUGAAACUGUUAGGGUUUAAUUGGUAAUUUAGCGGAUCUGUUGAGGAUUAGGGCUGGCAAUCAGGGGUAGGCAGACGCUCGGGAUCUAGGUUUUCGUGAUUGCCGGCGUGAAUGGGUCCUUGUAAUUCUCUCUUUUCGUUCCGUCAUAUACACACGCACACGCACACACAUUUUAUUGGUUGAUGUUGGUUGGAUUGAGAUUGUAGAUUGGAGAAGGCAUAUACAAUUGUACUGUUACGGGGGUCUAAAAGCAUUCAGGAUAAACAAAGACAAUGGAGGUGACCCAGGUCCUUUUGAACGCGCAGUCUAUUGAUGGUAAUGUGCGGAAACAUGCUGAAGAAAAUCUUACACAGUUUCAAAACCAGAACUUCCCUGCUUUUUUGUUGUCUAUGUCUGGAGAAUUGUCCAAUGAUGAGAAGCCUGUGGAUAGCCGUAAGCUUGCUGGUUUGAUUUUGAAGAACGCAUUAGAUGCCAAAGAGCUGAACCUUAAAGCUGAGUUGGUUCAGCGAUGGUUGUCGCUGGAUCCAUCCGUGAAGACCCAAAUAAAGGGUUGCAUGUUAAGCACCCUUAGUUCAUCUGCACUUGAUGCUCGAUCUACUGCAUCACAAGUCAUUGCCAAGGUUGCAGGCAUUGAAUUGAGGAAUAGUCAGUGGCGUGAGCUUGUGAGCACCCUGACGUCAAACAUUUCUGGGCCUGCGCACGUGAAACAGGCGACCCUGGAGACCCUUGGGUACUUGUGUGAAGAAAUAUCUCCUGAAAUACUUGUUCAAGAGGAAGUGAACUCAAUACUUACUUCCGUCGUUCAGGGUAUGAGCUCUAGCGAGAGUAAUGAUAUACGGCUUGCUGCCACCCGUGCCCUUUAUAAUGCUUUGAGCUUCGCCAAAACAAAUUUUGAGAACGACAUGGAAAGGAACUAUAUAAUGAGGGUUGUCUGUGAGGCAACUUUGUCUCCAGAAAUGAAGAUCAGACAGGUUGCAUUUGAAUGCCUGGUCUCCAUUUCUUCUAUGUACUACAAUCAGCUUGCACCUUACAUAAAAGAUAUCUUCAAUAUUACUGCAAAAUCUGUGAAGGAAGAUGAAGAACCUGUGGCUCUUCAAGCUAUUGAAUUUUGGAGUUCUAUAUGUGAUGAGGAGAUUGAUGUGUUGGAUGAAUAUGGAGGUGACUUUAGUGGAGAAUCUGAUAUUCCCUGCUUUUAUUUUAUUAAGCAGGCACUUCCUGCUCUUGUCCCUAUGUUGUUGGAGACACUAUUGAAACAGGAAGAAGACCAGGAUCAGGAUGAAGGUGCUUGGAAUAUUUCAAUGGCUGGGGGAACAUGUUUGGGGUUGGUUGCACGGACAGUUGGUGAUGAUAUUGUUCCUCUUGUGAUGCCAUUUGUUCAAGAGAACAUCUCAAAACCAGAAUGGAGGCGAAGGGAGGCAGCUACUUAUGCAUUUGGUUCUAUUCUCGAGGGGCCAUCUCCAGACAAGCUCACCCCACUUGUCAACCUUGCCUUGGAAUUUAUGCUUCAUGCUAUGAAGGAUGAAAAUAGUCACGUAAAAGACACCACUGCCUGGACCCUGGGCAGAAUUUUUGAGUUCCUUCAUGGUCCGACAAUGGAGGCCCCAGUGAUUACACAGUCUAACUUCCCUCACAUUCUGUCGGUUCUGAUUGAGGGUAUGAAGGAUGUCCCCAAUGUUGCUGAAAAAGUAUGUGGCGCCCUGUAUUUUCUUGCCCAAGGUUACGAAGAUGUGGGCACAUCUUCUCUGUUGACUCCUUUCUUUCAAAGCGUUGUUGAGGCUCUUCUUACUACUGCUCACAGGGAAGAUGCUGGAGAGUCUCGCUUACGCACAUCUGCUUAUGAAACGCUCAAUGAAGUCGUCAGGUGUUCAAUGGAAGAGACUGCGUCCAUUGUCAUGCAACUUAUUCCUGUUUUCCUGAUGAAGCUCAUGGAAACACUUGAGGUGCAGAAACUCUCAUCUGAAGAGAGAGAGAAGCAGAUCGAAUUGCAGGGACUUCUCUGUGGGUGCUUACAGGUCAUCAUCCAGAAGCUGAGUGGUUCAGACUCCACAAAAUAUGGUCUGUUGCAGUAUGCAGAUCAGAUGAUGGCUCUCUUCCUUAGGGUUUUUGCAUUUAGAAAUGCCACGGUUCAUGAGGAGGCAAUGCUUGCUAUUGGCGCCCUGGCAUAUGCGACAGGAGCCGACUUUAGUAAGUACAUGCCAGACUUCUAUCCGUAUCUGGAAAUGGGCCUUCAGAAUUUUGAAGAAUACCAAGUCUGUGCAGUUACGGUUGGUGUCGUUGGUGACAUAUGCAGAGCCUUGGACGAGAAGAUAUUCCCUUAUUGUGAUGGGAUCAUGACUCAGCUUCUGAAGGACUUGUCAAGCAAUCAGCUACAUCGAUCUGUGAAGCCUCCAAUCUUCUCAUGUUUUGGUGAUAUAGCCCUGGCCAUAGGUGAAAGUUUUGACAAGUACUUGGUGUAUGCAAUGCCGAUGCUCCAGGGAGCAGCCGAACUGUCACUGCAACCUGCAAAUUCUGAUGAUGAAAUGAUUGAAUACAAUAACCAAUUGAGGAAUGGGAUCUUGGAAGCAUACUCGGCGAUCUUUCAGGGCUUCAAGAACUCUCCCAAGACCCAGCUGCUGAUGCCCUAUGCACCUCACAUCCUUCAAUUUUUGGACAGCAUGUAUCAGGAGAAAGACAUGGAUGAUAUGGUGACAAAGGCUGCAGUGGGCGUUCUUGGAGACUUGGCAGACACACUGAGUGCAAAUGCUGCUCCUUUGCUGCGGCAGUCAUUGUUUUGCAGGGAUUUUGUGGACGAAUGCUUAUCGUCAGAUGAUCAUUUGAUCAAAGAGACUGCUGAAUGGGUGCAUAUGACACUGAGCCGGGUUGUUUCAGGUUGAUGGUCGUUAGUAUCCUUGUAUUGCUAACAGGUCCAUGCAUUUGUCUGCAUUGUCUGGUUGGGGAUUUCACCAUGCAUGUGUCGGUUGCCCUGCACUCAUCAAGGACAACAGUAGUGUCGGAGGUCCGAGGUGAAGGCUUCCAUUGUCAGCAUCAUCAGAGUCGGAGUUGCAGUCGGAAGUUGGAGGGGGUCGGGGGAACGGAGAGAUCAUUAUAACCUGCCAGGCUGCCACUGCUAAUUUGGUCAUCGCAACACGUGAGCUUGCAGAAAUGGGUUGGAAGCUGGUGAAAACCGGGUCUCUGCAAAAUGACAGAGACUGGCGGCUCCAAUUACAACGAAAACAUAUGCAGCCUUCUUGCCCUUCGACGUUCAGCAGUUGCAAAGAAUAGAUUAACUGAGUCGUGGGGGGUUCUCUGCUCUUUGCAAUUGACAUACAGAGCACAACGCUCCCUGAUGAUAAGAAACGAGGAAAUUUUUUGCUGGAGCUUGGCGAAUGGGAACCCUUUUUCUACUGGUUAUUUUGUUUGUCCCCAAAAGGUCCUGUAACACUUUAAUUCUUGUUUCAAAAAGUCCGUCUAUGUCCGUCGCAUAAUUGCAUCCGUGGCGUUCUUCUUCCUUUUUUAAAGCCAUACUGUUGUACACAUGUCUCCGAAUCUGCUUCAGACGCAUAUUUAUCUUGUAGUUUUUUAAUUUAAAUGCAUAUUUGGCGUGCUUCUUGCAGUAAUUA
Molecule: messenger RNA, 3800 nt
Organism: Nymphaea colorata (pocket water lily)
Lineage: Eukaryota; Viridiplantae; Streptophyta; Magnoliopsida; Nymphaeales; Nymphaeaceae
Product: importin subunit beta-1-like
Exons: 3
Coding region: 474-3074 (866 amino acids)
Biological process (GO): protein import into nucleus
Cellular component (GO): cytoplasm; nucleus
Molecular function (GO): small GTPase binding; nuclear import signal receptor activity
Source: RefSeq, a predicted model, not a curated record